This is a messenger RNA of Talaromyces proteolyticus, 958 nucleotides long. RefSeq lists its product as uncharacterized. The annotation marks the transcript as partial. NCBI's taxonomy places the organism in Eukaryota, Fungi, Ascomycota, Eurotiomycetes, Eurotiales, Trichocomaceae. The transcript has a single exon. The record is from RefSeq and is a predicted model, not a curated record.
AACGUGAUGACUGCGACGUAAUUUGCGGUUUUUAACAAUACAUAGUUACCUAAUACAUACGAGCCACAUUCCACUUAAAAAAGGUAAUACAUACCUAUUGAUCCUUCCAGACAGCUAGCGUGAUUGUCGACAGAAGUUAUUAGGCUAUUCUCUUAUUAUUUUUGGCUCUCCAAAAAUGAUCCCUGUUCCUAUGAAAAGAAUCGGUCUCUUGAGCGUCGGACAAAGUGAUCCUGUUCCAGACAGUGACUUCCAACAACUACCCCGGGUUGAGGUGGUUGAUAUCUGUCCACUUGACGCAUAUACUCACGCUGAACUGCUUGAAAAAUUUUCACCCAAGAUAGGGGAGCUUCCGAUCAGUUCAAAUGUGAAAAGUGGCGCAGAAAUUUUAUUGUCACAUUCGGCGCUUGAGCGUGAACUUCAAAAGGGUAUAUUAGAAGCCGAAGCGCUUCGUCUCGAUGCUAUAGUGCUUACUUGUUCAGGCAAAUUCGACUUGGCGUCCUCCAGAUCAAGAAUUGUCUUCCCAGGGCAAAUUUUAAAGGAAAAGGUGUUGCAACGUGUAUGGUGUGAAGCAGAGAAAGUGGCAAUCAUCGUGCCGCUGGAUGAACAGCAAGGUCGUUUGGAGAAGUGCUGGAAUGCACGUCUUCCAUCAGAGAAAAAACUGAAUAUUAAGGCAUUCACUCUCCCUUGGCAAGCCUCUUUGGAACAGACACAACAACUUGCGUCCUAUUUGCUAAGCAAUGGCUUCCGGUUUGCUAUCAUGGAUUGCUUUGGAUAUAGUGUUUCUCAUAGCCGAAAAAUGGAGGAGUGCGGUAUAGAAAAUCAUGCGGCAAAGGCAGAGUUGAUUAUUAAGCUUGUUACAAAUGUCUUAUGAUUAAGUAAAGCACAUUUAGAAUAUAUCGGAUAGUUUCUAGCAUAGAAUGAGUAUUAUGCUGUUAAAGAUUCAGAAACUUUUGGUGGU